This is a messenger RNA of Engraulis encrasicolus (European anchovy), 2769 nucleotides long. RefSeq names its product abhydrolase domain containing 17A, depalmitoylase b (gene abhd17ab). NCBI's taxonomy places the organism in Eukaryota, Metazoa, Chordata, Actinopteri, Clupeiformes, Engraulidae. Gene Ontology annotation, biological process: protein depalmitoylation; regulation of postsynapse organization. Gene Ontology annotation, cellular component: plasma membrane; endosome membrane. The coding region runs from base 1043 to 2101 and encodes 352 amino acids. The record is from RefSeq and is a predicted model, not a curated record. Gene Ontology annotation, molecular function: palmitoyl-(protein) hydrolase activity. The transcript has 5 exons.
AAAAAAACACUGCACGAUUAGCCGACCAACCGAUUAAUAAAUGACAGAAGGAAACAGAUACACGGGAUCGCCGGCAUCGGAUCUAAUUCGACAAUCCUGUAUUUGAGAGGUUAUAGCAUUCAUCCGAAGCCAAGACAUGUUAACUUCGGAUCCCAGGAAUUGAUUUCUUAUCAGAAGAAUCGGGGUUUCAGGUCUGUUGCUGGCUAAAUGCUCGCCAGCUGGUGUAGCUUUCUGCAAGCUAUCCAGCUAGCAAGCUAGCUUGAUAGCAAAACGGGUAGCAGGAUUUUCUGUUUUGCCUUGAUGUGACGGGGCACCGAGCACACUAAGUGGAGUAGUUGUUGUUUGUGGGUGAUUGUAAGGGUGUCAGUGUAAAUAUUGCUUGUUAUAUCACUGUAUGGCCUCUGACAACUCUACGCUAACGACCAGCCUAUAAGGUAACCGCUAAUAAAGUGGUUAGGGUCAACAUUUUGCAUAAACUCUUAAACUGGCUAAUAACACCCACCCAGGUAAUUUCACCGAAACUGGUUCAUCACAGCAACUCUUCUUUGUGUUUAUUGGGUCGAUACAUUCCGUACGUUAUCAUCACCCUUCUCCCGCUUGUAUGCCAUAGUAAGCUACUUAGGUUUUGGGACUGUUGAUCCGUCGAGUUUCGGUGUCCUGUUUGACAGAUUCAAAUCCCUGACGUGUGAUAAAGAUAUGUAUGGGUCUCGCUGUUCCUGAGGGUUGUUUAUCAACAUCUCACGGUUGUCGUAACGUCUUGGCUUAGCAUAUGUUUUAUUUUUUUGUCGCCUUUGAUCAGGUGGAUCUGUCAUUGUUCGAUCUAGUUGUCAUUAAUAGUUUUGGAUACAUGCAGAGAACAUUACAGCUGCCUUAAGGUUGUUUGGCAGUGGGUCUUUUGUGCAAUUCCGUAGAAGCUUCCUUGUUUUGGGGUCCACAAGCUUUUCUUAUGCAACUAUCGGGACUGGCCCCUUUUUACACACAAACUCAGUGCAAAUUUAUAUUUAUUUAUUAAAGGAAUAGCACACACAUCCAGCAGUGGACAAUGAAUGGUCUAUCUGUCAGCGAGCUGUGCUGCCUCUUCUGUUGUCCCCCUUGCCCCAGCCGCAUUGCCGCCAAGCUUGCCUUCCUGCCCCCGGACCCCACCUAUGCCCUCCUGCCUGACCUGGAGGCCGGGGCCGUGCCCGCGGGCACCGCCACGGCCACCACAACAGGCCUGCGCUCGCGGGGUGGUGGAGGAGGAGGAGGAGGCAGCGCAGCAGCAGCAGCAGGAGGAGGAGGAGGAGGAGGAGGAGGGGGUGGUGGUGGCACGAGCGGAGGCAGUGGAGGGGCGGCUGGCAGCGGCACUGCGGCCGGAGAGGGCCGAUGGAAGCUGCACCUCACAGAGCGGGCCGAGUUCCAGUACUCGCAGAGGGAGCUGGACGCCACGGAGGUCUUCUUCACGCGCUCCAGCCGGGGCAACCGCGUGGGGUGCAUGUACAUCCGCUGCGCGCCCUCUGCCAGGUUCACCCUCCUGUUCUCCCACGGUAACGCGGUGGACCUGGGCCAGAUGAGCAGUUUCUACAUCGGGCUGGGCACGCGCAUCAACUGCAACGUCUUCUCCUACGACUACUCGGGCUACGGCGUCAGCACGGGCAAGCCCUCCGAGAAGAACCUGUACGCCGACAUCGACGCAGCCUGGCAGGCCCUGCGCACGCGGUACGGCAUCAGUCCUGAGAACAUCAUCCUGUACGGCCAGAGCAUUGGCACCGUGCCCACCGUAGACCUGGCGUCGCGGUACGAGUGUGCCGCCGUGGUGCUGCACUCCCCCCUCACCUCCGGAAUGCGGGUGGCCUUCCCCGACACCAAGAAGACCUAUUGCUUCGACGCCUUCCCAAACAUCGAGAAGGUGUCCAAAAUCACGUCGCCGGUGCUCAUCAUCCACGGCACGGAGGACGAGGUAAUUGACUUCUCUCACGGGCUGGCCCUGUUUGAGCGCUGCCCCAAGGCCGUGGAGCCGCUGUGGGUGGAGGGCGCGGGCCACAACGACAUCGAACUCUACAGCCAGUACCUGGAGCGCCUGCGACGCUUCAUAGGCCAAGAGCUGGCGGCCCAGCAUGCCUGAGUGGCCCACGUCUACACAGACACACACACACACACACACACACACUUACACAUAUACACACACACACUUACACAUAUACACACACACAUACACACACGCACGCACACACACACUUCUGAUACAUGAGUGUGUGUGCAUACACAGGGUCACUGACAGCUUUUGCCGGGCUCAGGACAAUGUCAUCUUUCAGUGAUCACCCAGCACAAACAAUCUAAUGGGGGACCCCCCUCUCCCUGGGUCCGAGACAACUGACCCCUUUGUUCCAUCCCCUGCCGGCUACCCUGUGUGCAUAUGACGUGUAUGUGGACACAUGUAUAUACGCAGGGACGUACACAUAUAUUCAGCCACUCCAUUCUCUUGGUUGUCCACCUUUCUCCUAGGCGCGUGUCCUGUCUCCUUAAAUGUCCACACACGCACACACACACACACGCUUGCGCGCGCGCACACACACACACACACACGCACACACGCACAAACGCAUGCACAUGCACACUAACUCUCCAUGUGAGAGGGAGUGAGUGGGCGGGUUGUCUCCGUCUGUCUGUCCGUCUGUCCAUCUGUGGGCUUCAGAUUCACCAGAGGGGGUGGACAAAGCACAGAUCGGCCUCCCACUCAGAAUGCAAAGACUGAAUAUCUUUUUAUCUCAUUAUUAAAGUCCUUGUUUUGUU